This is a messenger RNA of Balearica regulorum gibbericeps (East African grey crowned-crane), 4240 nucleotides long. The record is from RefSeq and is a predicted model, not a curated record. Lineage: Eukaryota; Metazoa; Chordata; Aves; Gruiformes; Gruidae.
AUGAGUUCUCUCAUGCCAGACUGCACUUCAAAGUGUCGAUCUCUACAGCACGCUUUGGAUGUUAUUUCUGUGGUAACCAGAGGAAGUGAAGGCCAGAUCAAGGCCUUUCUCUCUUCUUACUGCUAUAAUGCUGCAACUAUAAAAGAUGCCUUUGGUAGAAAUGUUAUACAUCUUGCUUCGUCUUGUGGCAAAAAAGGUGUGCUAGACUGGUUGGCUGAGACCAAAGGAGUAGAUCUCUUGGCAAAAGACAAAGAAUCUGGAUGGACAGCUUUGCACAGAAGUAUAUUUUAUGGAUACAUUGAUUGUGUUUUGUCAUUACUGAAGCAUGGCGUUAGUCUGUACGUUCAGGAUAAAGAAGGCUUAUCAGCCCUGGAUCUUGUGAUGAAAGAUAGGCCAGUCCAUGUGGUCUUCAAGAAAACUGAUCCCAUGGAAGUCUACACCUGGGGAAACAAUAUAAAUUUUACUUUGGGUCAUGGUGGUCAACAGGGUAAACAUCAUCCUGAAUUGGUGGACCUUUUUCCUCGGAAUGGCAUGUAUAUCAAACAGGUAGUACUCUGCAAGUUCCACUCUGUGUUCCUUUCCCACAAAGGCCAAGUUUAUACAUGUGGACACGGACAAGGAGGACGCUUGGGUCAUGGUGAUGAACAAACAUGCCUGGUUCCAAGACUUGUGGAAGGCUUAACUGGCCAUUACUGCUCCCAGAUAGCUGCAGCUAAGGAUCAUACUGUUGUUUUAACAGAAGAUGGAUAUGUUUACACAUUUGGUUUAAAUACUUUCCAUCAAUUGGGUAUUCUUCCUCCUCCUCCCAACUGCAGUGUUCCUAGACAGGUUCAGGCAAAAAACCUGAAAGGUAGAAUGGUGAUUGGAGUGGCUGCAGGCAGAUUCCAUACAGUGCUAUGGACUAAGGAAGCAGUGUAUACCAUGGGGCUGAAUGGCGGCCAACUAGGUUAUCUGCUGGAUCCUAAUGGAGAAAAAUGUGUAACUGCACCUCGCCAAGUUUCUGCUCUACACCAUAAAGAUAUCUGUGUGUCCUUGGUCUCUGCAAGCGAUGGCGCCACAGUGUGCGUUACUGAAAGGGGAGAUGUUUAUUUACUUGCAGACUAUCAGUGCAAAAAGAUGGCUUCAAAACAGCUGAACCUUAAAAAAGUUCUUGUUACUGGGGGAUAUUUGGAAUACAAGGUAGAUACCCAGCAUCUUAAAGAAAAUGGAGGUCAGAAGAUUUGCAUUCUAGCACUGGAUGAAGCUGGAAGAGUGUUUUGCUGGAAGUCAUCUAACAACUCCAUGAAGCAGUGUCGUUGGGUGUAUGGCCGGCAAGUCUUCAUGUCCGAUGUUGCUUUAAAUAGGAACGAAAUGAUGUUUGUCACACAGGACGGUGAAGCCUUUACAGGGCAGUGGUUGGAAGAAGGGAAAAAAAUCUCAGAAAAGAAAGAACUUGUAUCGAGCCUUCAGAAUUCUUCAUGUGAUGCAUCUUCUGAACAUGAUGCAAACAGUGUAUAUGAAAGAAUUCGACUUCAGAAGCUUACUUUUGUCCAUCGAGCUGUUAGUAUUGCCACUGACCCUAAUGGUUGCAAUUUUGCUGUUUUACAGUCAGAUCCUAAAACAAGUCUCUAUGAAAUUCCAAGUGUGUCAUCAUCAAGUUUUGGAGAGGAUUUUGGCAAGCUGUUAGAUGAAACAGAUGAAAUGGACAGCAUCCAUGAUGUGACUUUUCAGAUUGGCACAAGAACUUACCCCGUACACAAAUACAUCUUGGCUGUGCGCUCUGACUUCUUCAAGAAGCUGUUUGUUUCCAGUGACAACCAGCUAGACACUCCAGAUGUCUACCGUAAAGAUGAAGACGCUGUUGGAUGUGAUCUUUAUGUAAUAGAGAAAGUUCAUCCAGAUUUGUUUGCAUACCUUCUGCAGUUCAUAUACACUGACACCUGUGAUCUUUUGACUCAUGGUUAUAAACCAAAAAUCCUGCAUAAAGGAAAAUCGGAAGAAUAUCAGGAUACUUUAAUUUCUAACCUGAGCAAAAUGAGUUUUGAUGAAAAUGUUAAUGGAAAGUCUGCAUUUGAGAUUUAUAGAAAUAAUCAAGUGCAAGUUAUAAAUGAAAAACAGAAGAGCAAAUCUAAAAAAGGCAAAGUUGCUGGUGAAGAAGCUAACCUCAUAAAAAUGUUGCAGAGUACUGCGAAGAAAUUUGGACUCAGCAAUUUAAGUGGAAGGUUGGAUGGAGUCAGGUUAGAAAAUGGAAAAAUUAAUGUUGUCAACAAGAAGAAUGGGAACAAACCAAAGUUAAAUCAGAAGAAUUGUUCAUACCUCUGUGAUGUGACCCUGAAAUCUUUAGAUGGAAAGGAAUUCCCGUGUCAUAAGUGUGUACUUUGUGCAAGACUUGAUUAUUUUCACAGCAUGUUAAGCAGCUCAUGGAUUGAGGCUUCCUGUUGUUCAGCUCUGGAAAUGCCAAUCCAUUCUGACAUACUACAGAUAAUUGUAGAUUACCUAUAUACAGAUGAAGCUCUUGCGAUAAAAGAUUCUCAAAAUGUGGAAUUCAUAUGUAAUGUUCUUGUGGUAGCAGACCAACUUCUUAUAUCCAGACUCAAAGAAAUCUGUGAAGUAGCCAUUGCAGAAAGACUUACUUUAAAGAAUGCUGCCGAGUUGCUGGAGUUCUCAGCUAUGUAUAAUGCUGAACAGUUGAAACUGUCCUGCUUGCAGUUCAUAGGACUCAAUAUGGCAGCUUUGCUUGAAGCAAGGACUUUGGAUGUCUUAAGUGAUGAAGUUGUAAAGGAUCUUUCUGUUUAUUACAGGAAAAUGAUUCCGGCUAUGGUCAGGAGAGUAAUUACUCCGUAUCCAGAUGGACCUGAUAUAAGUUCCUUUGAGCCUGAAGAUGGAGAGAACUUUAUCUUUUUAAGGGAAGAAAUGAAUACAGAACAAAAUUCUCAGGAAGCCCUUUUCAAAAGAGCAAAAACUAAAGCGAAAAAGAAGCCACGAAAACGGUCCGACAGUUCUGGAGGAUAUAAUCUAUCAGAUAUUAUUCAGAGUCCACCCUCUACAGGCUCAGUAAAACUGGAUAAAACUAACUCUGUGGAAUCACUUCCAGAACUGUUAACAUCUGACUCUGAAGGUAGUUACGCAGGAGUGGGUAGCCCCAGAGACUUGCAGUCCCCUGACUUCACAAAAGGAUUUCAUCCAGAGAGGACUGAGAUGAAGGACAAAGCAUGCAGUCAGGGUGUGAAACCCUCUCAACCUAACAAGGAGAUGAAGUCAUAUAAGGGAUCAUCAGCAUUGACACAGUCUGUUCCACAGUCCAUUCCCAGUGCCAAAAAUAAUUCUACAAGCUCUCCCAAUUGGGUAGCAACCAGUUUCAGCCCUGCCAGCCCUCCUGCUAUGGAUCUAAGAACCAUCAUGGAAAUUGAAGAAAGUAUGCAGAAAUGUGGAACCAUGCCAAAAGCAAAUUCAGGCAGAAUAACAUCUCAUGGAAUCAAGCUUUCUCAGAAGCAAAGGAAAAUGAUUGCCCUGGCAGCAAAAGAUAAUGGAUCAGUAACUAGCAGCAUGGAGCCUACUACGCUAAUAACCACACCAGCCCCACCUAUGAAAGUUGCAAAACUAGGGAAUGCAUGGUCAUCUUCAUUACAUUCUGCUUUGCCAAAGUCAUUUCGUGAUCUUGUAAUGGAAGAAGAAAAAUGUAUGAGUGCGAAUAAUUCACCUGGUACUGGUAUCAAAAGAGGUGGAUAUAAAGGAACUGAGGAUUCAUCAGCCCAAAACACCAUAAGGUGCACCACUAGAAGUAGCCCAGGUCUGGAUGACCAUGUACUGGAUUCUCCACAGCUGGAGAGUCAUAAUCCUUGGUUAGCAUCAUCACCAACUAGAUCCCCUGUGAUAGCACCUGUCAUGUUUUCAGCUAUUGUAGAGGAAGAGCUCCAGCAAGAAGCUGCUCUGAUUAGGAGCAGAGAAAAACCUUUGGCUUUGAUCCAGAUCGAGGAGUGUGCUAUUCAAGAUUUAUUAAUCCACUAUGAAGCUUUUGACAACCCUGAUGAAUUUGUGACUGUUGAAAGGGCUCCACAGGGACCUAUAGCUGCACCUAUGUGGAACAAGCACUAAUUUAUACUCUUCACAGUCCAUGUUGUACGUGCACUUCUGAAGUUCUAAUUCUCAUUACAAGUAGAACGGGACUGGAAGAACAAGAAUCAUGUAAUUUUUAACAUCAACGUUCAAACACUGCACAUAAUCACUAGAUAUUUGUUAGAGAGAAUGGAAAUAAUGUGUU